CGUUUUUUUAUAGGCUACUCCCAUCCGGUCACUACUGAGCCAGUACCUUGCUAUCUCUUCCGGUUAUCGCAAUACAUUUUAAUCCGAUAUCUUCAAUACUUUUUUCGUAUUUCAUUUGUACUGCAUUUAUUUUCAAACAUUAUUGAAGAUAUUUAUAAUAUGGCAGCUGGGGGAGGAUUCAGGUUAAACGCUUAUUCUGCAUCGCGUUGAUGAUACUCAGUGUUCAUGUUGUGCUGGGCUGAAGGGAACAUGAACAGAUGCUAAUGAAUUAGAGAAAACAUUACAAUUUGUGAAAUACCCGACCAAGAUAAAUCCCUAUAUGCGACGAUGCAAAUGCGUUUGUGGUGACAGUCCAAUUCAAGCCAACAAAAGCCAUUUCCUUUUCUGACUAUGCAAGAGCUAUAUCUGUAAACAAUUGAUCUGGCUGUAGCCUACAAAUAGGAGUCUAGGAUGCUGCAGGGUCCACAUGUCCUGGGUUAUGACAAGCCCCUGAUCAGACUAUCAUUCACCUCCUGUGUUGUGGGCACCGUCAGUCUGCCACUGCUUGGCUUAAUUACCUGCAUCUUCAUCUCCUCCGUGUUCCAUUUCCAGGACUCCACUGACACACAUUGCAAGGUUACCAAUUAUCUGCCCUCCAUUAGUGCCUCCAUAAGCCUGAGCCCAGAGUGCCAUAUCUGGCGCUUCUGCAUUGGCCUGCACUCUGCUCCCAGGUUCCUGGUGGCCGUGGCCUAUUUUAACUUCUAUAAGGGCCGCUUCUCCACAAGGUUCCUGGAGUGGCUGCUCAGCUGCCUCAACUUCAUGUGUGCCAUCACUGAGAACUUUGGCCUCUUGCUGCUCACCUACGUGUCAUCCAAUGAGACAUACCUUGUCCAUAAAGAAGGUUUUGUCCUGUUCAUUGCCAGUUCUGUUAUCCACAUGGUGUUAACCUGUCGGCUGUGGCUGGUUAUAAAGAAGUACUCACUGAUUCCUGAGGACGUGAAAUCUUUCCACUGGAAAAUCCGCUGCUUGAUCCUCAACAUCGCUUUCUGCUGCUUGGCUGCCUACUUUUACUGGAAACACAACAUGUAUUGUGAACAAGGGAGCUACACCUUUUUCGCCCUCUUUGAGUAUUGUGUGGUGUUCUCCAACAUGGCCUUCCACCUAACAGCCUUCUGGGACUUUAAGAGCAGAGAGAUGGUGGUCAUCUCACCAGAGGAGGGUAAAGACUUCUGACUGGGAAACAGAGGGUCAGGUGACAGGUGUUCAACCACUCAGAACACACCUAGCGGAGAUGAUGCUGUUGCAGAGGAGGAGGAGCAGGAAGAGAGCGCCUUCUUCCAUAUAUUUACAUGAUGGCGGAUGUCAUGACUGUAAAUAAUCACUUUAUUUAUCUGGACUGUUCAACCUGAAAGUCAAUCCUACUGUACCAACAUGUUGAUAAUGUUGAUAUUAGCAUACUGUAUGAUAGAUGACAGACUUAGAGUCCUCUAUGAUUUGGGUUAGGGUUAGGGUUAGGGUUAGAUCACCUUGACUUAAGAGUAUGUCCUUCUUUAGUCAUGCUCACGUGUCUAUGACUUAUCACUUGUGAAAUUCGGGAAAUGCUGACUGUUGCCAAUGAUGUGAUCUGAAGAGAGUGUCUUCAGCUCUUUGUAGAAAGUAUUUUUAAAUGCAUCACGAACUGUGGACAAACGCAAAUAUGAUUUUGUAUAUUCUCAAGUAGAGAGAGAUAUCUUAAAGGUAUUAAUAGUCUAAUAGUGAUUUUUUUGCGUAAACAUUAAGCUUUAUUAAACAAUUAUUUCAGAACCUUUUUGUUAUUUACCAUAACAUGCUUAUUCUUAGUGAGUCAGUCAGUCAGUGAGGUCCACAACCUAAAUUAAGGAAGUUACAAAUAAAUGUACUUCCUCGUUUGUAAAGACAGAGAGAGUGAGCGAGACAGAGAGAGAGAAAGAGAAUGAGAUGGAGAGAGAGAGAGACAGAGAGUGAGAGAGACACAGAGAGAGAGACACAGAGAGAGAGAGACAUAGAGACAGAGAGAGAAUGAGAUGGAGAGGUAGAUCCAGAUAGUACUAGAGUGUAUACAGUCACAUACAGUAUAUACUAUACUAAAACAGUAAGGACAUAUAUCUGUAUGUCCCUCCACUGCUCUCACACAAAGAGGUGUCUGUUAUCCAGCAGGCAGAGCAAAGGCACUGAGGCCUUAUUUCACUGUCAAAUGAGUCCAGUGACCUGAGGUGUGAGAGAGGACAGUGAUUGUGCAACAAAUGAAAAUGUAUGUUUCACAACUCUGUAACAGCAAGCUGGAUCAUUUCACUUCCAAAUCAUUCUCAGGCAAAUCAGGGACCUCAUCAUUGUUUAGCAUGCUGGUUUCUAUCACAUCCCAUGACUCCAUUGGAAAGGGUUUGGCAUUCUUGAAGUAUUAAUUUAAUUGUAUGCAUUGAUCAACACAUUUAUUUGCUGUUCCUGAAUAAAGACAUGUCACAGUAAUCUACA
Molecule: messenger RNA, 2469 nt
Organism: Salvelinus fontinalis (brook trout)
Lineage: Eukaryota; Metazoa; Chordata; Actinopteri; Salmoniformes; Salmonidae
Product: post-GPI attachment to proteins factor 2-like
Exons: 6
Coding region: 451-1212 (253 amino acids)
Biological process (GO): GPI anchor biosynthetic process
Cellular component (GO): endoplasmic reticulum membrane; Golgi membrane
Source: RefSeq, a predicted model, not a curated record